GCCCCCUCCCGGCCGCCAUCUCGCGUGAGGUCACCUCGCGGGGAAGGCACUGAACACCGCCCCGGUGCCCUCCGCCGCCUCGUUUGCAUUAGCCCCGCCCCGCCUGCCAGGUGGCGCGGCAGGGGCGGGCUCGCUGCGACCCUUCUAGUCGGAGUGGGCUGGCUGCUCUAUGAUCUACCCGGCUCGCGGGGCGCCCGUCGCCAUAGGAACGUUGGCGGGCCCGGGGCAGCCGGUCGGCCGGGCCAGGCCGGACCCUCACCACCCACGCCAAGGCGGGCAGCGAAGGUGCCCGGCAGUGGACAGACUGCUGUGGGGCCUGACAGCCCGCUCACCGGCAUCGCGGGGCCGGAGGAGAGCGGCGCUGGGAAGCCCGAGGUGCCCGCCGGGGGAGGUAGCUGGGCGCUGGGCUUGUGGCGCCUUUUCACCUUAAACACCUCGAACUGCUCUGAGGGAGCCUCAAAAGAGCGUUGUGCCAAGCUGCAAAAUGACUAAGGAAGCAAAACGAUGAAUGUGGUAACACAGGGGGCAGGUUAGUCUUCCCCCUAAUCCAUCAAAUGCCAUGCUUGUCUCCCAGGCCAUAGUCAUCAGCUACUUACACUUUUCUCCCAGGAUUUGUUUACGUUGCAUCCCAUAUAGUUCAAAAAUAGAGACUGUUGUUGUCCUUUAAGCGCUCUCUUUGGACCUUUCAAAGAAAUAACUCCUGUUUUCAGCAUAUUUAUCGCCUUCCACCUCUUACCACGACAGUUGUUCUCAUCCAAGUAUUCACUAACUUCAUCAGGGAAAACUGAGGCAAAAGCCAGUUCUUAUGUUCAGAAAAGGAUCAUUCCACCCUACUGAUACCGGAGGAAUUUUACCAGUGUGCUUAACUGUAAAUGUUGCAGCUAUGUAUCCAUGACAUGGCCUAGCUGUACAACACCGUAUUACAUAGUUCAGCUACUAGUAGAAUACUGCACUGUAUAGUUUAGCUACUAAGUAGAACAGAACCUGUCUGAAACCAAGACAUGAGCCCAGAGUGCUGAACCAGAGCCAGAAGAAGGUCAUGAAAAGGAGAAGAGGAUAAAGAAGAUGAAGAUGUCCCAAAUAACCACCAGAGGACCUCCGACCCGUUAGGCCACACAUGCAUACUUUUGAGACUCAUCAACCACUCUGGAGAAACGUCCUUUAUGUGAAACCCCAGCUCCUGUACCAUGUACCAGUCUGGCUUUGUGCCACGGGAGUAUUACCCAGCCAUGAUCCCACCUUCUGCCUGCACCUACCCACUGCUGCAGACUGGAAGAGCUGACGAUGUGACCAGCUCCGUGAUAUUCCCUCCCAUCCACAUGCACAACUUCUACAGCCGACCCAUCACCUUUGUGGUGGACCAGAACAGCUACCCUGACUAUGUGGGAGGUCAGGUGGAGUAUCAUCAUCUCUACAGUGCCUCUAAUCCCUACUUCCGUCCGUACUACACCUGGCACUCACCUCCCAUGGUCCCCAUUCCUUUCUACAAUCCCUAUGCCAACUAUAAUCCCUAUGUUGCCUACCAGAGGUCAGAUCAAUAUCGAGACAUAUGGCCAGAAGGCUUCAUGAUGAGAGGGGAGCUACAGUGGGGGAAGCUCAGAAAGGUGUUUGGACCAAGGAAAGACCUCCCAAAAUUUGUAAAGGAUGAUCUCCGGAGGGUUUAUGGCACCUACCCACGGACCAGCGUCUCCAUAACCUACCGGAAAGGGGAGUUCUUGGUUAAGGGAGACCCCAAGGUAGGAGAGCAGGAAUAUGUAGUGGAAAAAGUCAUCCAGCCAGCUCUGACCCCCAGUGCCAGCGAGGCAGAUGAUAAUAGCAGUGAGGACCAGAACUGUAAGAAGAAGAAGAAGAAACUGAGAUAUUGAUAUAGUUAGUUACCCACUGGACAGAUGGUCCAGAGCCCUUGUGGGAGCCUGUUGGCAGCUGCUCUUGGUGCAGCUGGAAAGCAGCAUAAGCAAGCGAUGCCACCAUUCCUGUUAGCUUCUAACUGAUCACCAUCCUCCACAAGUUUACAGCAGCUUUACCCUAUUUGAUGCACAAUGCACAUCCUGUGAAGAAACCACAUGGCACUUGUCUGUCUGUCGGAUCAGCUCUUUGGUUCUGGUUUUGAAAUGAACAUUUGAUUUCCACUGGUUUGGUUGAGUGGUCAUGGUCUGGUGCGGGGAUUUCCAGGCAGCCACCCUUGAUUAGAGAAGAUGGGCCUCUACCUACCCAGUCCAAGGGAAGGUCCUGGAAGCUGGCUCCCUUCCUGGCACUCAGUUAAGGAGACUAAAAUGGGAUUUCCUCCAGGCUGGGGGCAGUACAGGUCCCAGAGGAGAGAGGGGUUCUUGAGCACUGUGAAGAGCAAUUGGCUGCAUAUCUUGUCACUGUUGUUUAUGACCAUAUCGUUGUGCUUGAUCACUGUGUGAUGCCUGUACACAGGACUUCCCUGUGUGCUGUCAGAAGAUCCUGGUGUCCCCAUCCUCCUAUGCUGGGUAACCUGGUGUUCAGUCCUUCUGGCCACAUGUCCUUGUUGAAAUUGCUGCUUGAAGCCCUGUUCUGGGUCUGACUCAGCUCUGGUUGGAGGUGCUGGCUCUCUGGCAAAGUUACUGGAAGUGUGUGAAGCACAGUACUGCCACAGCUUGGCCUUUUGGAAGGGUGGACUUCAGAGUUGUGCUGGAAACCUGGAGGGUUGUGAGGGGCUGGGUCUGACCUGCUUGCAAACUUCUUUCUUUUAAAUUAUUAUAAAUAAACAA
Molecule: messenger RNA, 2735 nt
Organism: Falco peregrinus (peregrine falcon)
Lineage: Eukaryota; Metazoa; Chordata; Aves; Falconiformes; Falconidae
Gene: C1H10orf95
Product: chromosome 1 C10orf95 homolog
Exons: 2
Coding region: 1188-1865 (225 amino acids)
Source: RefSeq, a predicted model, not a curated record